Messenger RNA from Labrus mixtus (cuckoo wrasse), 3261 nucleotides. RefSeq names its product high-affinity choline transporter 1-like. NCBI's taxonomy places the organism in Eukaryota, Metazoa, Chordata, Actinopteri, Labriformes, Labridae. The transcript is spliced from 8 exons. The record is from RefSeq and is a predicted model, not a curated record. Gene Ontology annotation, molecular function: choline:sodium symporter activity. Gene Ontology annotation, cellular component: plasma membrane. The coding region runs from base 53 to 1744 and encodes 563 amino acids. Gene Ontology annotation, biological process: choline transport; transmembrane transport; acetylcholine biosynthetic process.
AGGAAGACACGCUGCUCUGCACACUCUGCACUGCGCCAGGACAGACACCAUCAUGGCUCUUAAUGUUCCAGGACUUGUAGCCACCAUCAUAUUCUACCUUCUGGUGCUGGGAAUUGGUAUAUGGGCUUCCAUGAAAUCCAAACGGGACAGGAACAGGACGCAGGCCAACCAUGCAGACAUGGCGUUGCUGGGAGACAGAAAGAUAAGCUUGGUAGUCGGCAUCUUUACCACAACUGCUACCUGGGUUGGCGGGACUUUCAUCAUCGGCACAGCUGAGACAGUGUAUGAUCCAAAGUUGGGACUGAUUUGGGCUGUGAUGCCACUGGCAGCAACGUUGGCCUUUAUUCUUGGUGGUCUUUUCUUCGCUGAGCCAAUGAGAGACAGAAAGUAUGUGACCAUGAUGGACCCUUUCCAGAUCAAGUAUGGACACGGACUGACUGGACUUCUGUCCGUGGCACCGCUGUUGUCAGAAAUCAUUUGGGUGACAUCAACGCUGAUAAGCUUGGGUGUAACCAUGAGUGUGAUCCUUGAUUUGUCCUACGCUGUGUGCAUCUGGAUUUCUGCUGCUGUGGCCAUCACCUACACCCUGCUGGGAGGUCUCUACUCUGUGGCCUACACAGACAUCAUACAGCUCACUCUAAUAUUCAUCACCUCGUGGCUGUGUGUACCUUUCCUCCUAAUGAGCCCCACCGCUGUUGACAUCACCACCACAUCUUUCAACCACACCUUUCAGGCUCCUUGGGUUGGCACUGUGACUGCAGACAGAGCCUGGAGGUGGAUCGAUAUCUUUUUACUCCUGAGUGUAGGAGACCUUGGUUUCCAGGAUUUCCACCAAAGGACGUUAUCAGCCUCUUCCUCAAGAACAGCCAAGCUGCGAUGUUACGCUGCGGCAUUCCUCAUCCCCACGUUUGGAAUUCCUCCUGUGCUCAUUGGUGCAGUGGCUGCAUCGACAGACUGGAACCUGACCUCGUACGGUUCUCCAUCUCCGUUUGAGCAAGGUCAGACGGGUCUGAUUCUACCCCUCUCCCUGCAACACCUAACACCCCCCUACAUCUCCGUCGUCGGCAUCGGAGCCGUGGCUGCCGCCGUGAUGUCAUCAACCGACUCUGCCCUGCUGUCUGCAGCCUCCAUCUUCUCCUCAAAUAUCUACAAGAAGAUCUUGAGGACCAAGGCUUCAGAGAAUGAGAUUGGGUGGGUGAUUCGCAUUGCUGUGGUUUUAUUUGGCCUUGCUGGUACGUCGCUCACCUUUCUGCACACUGGUGUUAUGGCUUUCUGGGUCCUGGGUGGAGAAAUCGCCUACAUUAUCAUGUUCCCACAGCUGGUCUGCGUGCUCUUUUUCAACAUCUCCAACAGUUACGGUGCCACCAUGGGAUUCUUUCUGGGUUUCUUUGUAAGACUUUUGUGUGGAGAGCCCUUGAUAAGGCUACCACCUGUCAUCCAUUUCCCAGGAUGCAUCCUCGAAGACGGGGUUUACGUUCAGUAUGCCCCUGUCAAGACCAUCUGUAUGCUGGUUUCUUUUGCAACAAUUCUGUUGGUCUCCUAUCUGGCUUCUCUGCUCUUCAACAGAGGACUCAUGCCUGAGAAGUGGGACGUGUUUUUAGUUAAAGUCCAGCACCCGUCACCAAGACCAUUAGAAACACCAUCAUUACAAACGAACGAUACCAAGAGCAAUGGAACUCACAACUCACAACCUCUGAGUGAGAAUGGGGAUGUCUUGGAUCCAAUGUUGGAAUCAACUUGUUGAAAUGAAUCGAUCAUGAUCAAACAAAAUGUAACUACCUCUCCUAACAACAUACACCUCAUGAUGGGGGAAAAAAAAGGUUGAUGCAACAAUGGACUUGUUUUUCAAACAGUUGGAGGAGCUAGAUAAUGAACUCCAUUGUGUCACGUGGAGAAUGAUGAACAUAAAAGAAGAUUGAUACCAAAAUUCUAAAUUGUGAACAUAAAUCUGUAUUAAACAAGUUUCAGCAUCUCAUAGGAUAGACGAGUUCUAAAGGAUGUUUUAUGCAUAUUUAUGCUUAUUUAAAUGACCAAAAAACCCAAUUUGCAUAUGAGCAAUACUUCAUAAGUUAUUUAAGAAAAUAUUUUUUUACAAUGGAUAACAUGGAAAUGUUGAUAGAAAUACUUUGGCGCUUGGACAGAAUAAAUCCCGCCCGAGACAAUGACAGCUCGAGAAUGACAGCGGACAAGUGAGUGAGCGUGCAAAAGAGCAAUUAUAUAGUCUUCCUGACUGAAGUUACGCAAGAGCUUCAAUUUCGAUAGUAACGUCACAAAGGAAGUUGUCAAACUAUCUGACAAAUUUGGCCAAAAAGAAAACCCCUCUGUGAGGACCCAACAGUACACUGUGAGGACACACUGGGAUUAACCAAGCAGCCACGGCGGUCUACAACACAUGCAGCCACAAACAAAAGACUCUUAAGCGUAUGAUGAAACAACUUACCAAUGAAGUUUUCAUCAUAGACUGUAAAUAUUACAGUUUUACAGGUUUUCAUCAGCACUGUUACUUUCCUGCACGGAGCUAGCUGGGUGCUCCUCGCUAACAUGUUUAUUUGCUUGGCUAGUAGCGUUUACGUUAGUGGAGCUAUUAACGGGAGGAGACUUGCCAGGUUGAGUUGUCAAUGAGAAAAAGUUUUUUUUUUUUUUUUUUUUUACACUUUUAAUGUUAUGAAAAACUGCAAGGUAAACAGAAAUAAAGCAGACAGACGACUAGGCUUUUAAAACUCCAGACAGCAGCGGGGGCCCAGCAAAGGGGGUGCUAAGGGGUGGAAUCAAUGACAUUACAAACAGGCCUUGCUGGUGCUGUUUGCUGCCGAAGUUGAGAACCCUCUUGGCAGUGGAGGGGGGGCCCCUCUCUGCUCUACAAAAUACAUUGUGUGUCUUGAUUGCGGCAAAAGAAAAUAGAGACUCAGACCUAGUCAAACCAAAUUUAUUCGGAAAUUCAACUAAAUAACAAAAUGCAUGUUAAAUUUGGCUCAAAGUGGGCCCCUUGAGACAACAGUGGGCCCGGGGCGGCCGCAACUUCUGCCCCCACACUCGCUCCGCUACUGAUUAUGGGGCUGUUUGGGCUGAGUAAGUGCACAUGUCUUUAAGGCCGUACGAUGUUCUAUGAAGUUUGCUGCCUCUUUCUUUUUCCAGCUUGCCUCUGUUGCCUUUACACACUUGAAUGUGUACAGUGUUCUGGUCUAUUAAUAAAUCCCUUCUGAAGCCUUACUCUCACAGUGUCAAUAAAAGAGAAACUAGCACAUUGCUAGUGCCUUGGAA